Ailuropoda melanoleuca (giant panda) is the source of this 1588-nucleotide messenger RNA. RefSeq names its product protein phosphatase 1 regulatory subunit 27 (gene PPP1R27). The transcript is spliced from 3 exons. Lineage: Eukaryota; Metazoa; Chordata; Mammalia; Carnivora; Ursidae. Bases 744 to 1208 code for a protein of 154 amino acids. The record is from RefSeq and is a predicted model, not a curated record. Gene Ontology annotation, molecular function: phosphatase binding.
CGGAGAUGGGGGUGGAGGGAAAUAAGGGCAUUGUGGGGAGGGCUUCCUGACGGGCAGCGUGGGCCGGGCAGGCGGGAGCAGGGGCAUUUACUUAGAUUCUAACCUCGGAAGUUUCUGAGGGAGAAGCAGAGGGAUACAGGCCCGACAGAAGGUGCCAAGUGACAGGGAGGGAUACGGGUAGGCCUGGGCCUUCUCUGGCACGGUCAGGGCCCUGUGCCCCCUCAGCUGUGGGCAGCCCCCUUGCUUUCCAAGAGGUGGGAGCAGCCGACCUCCCCAGACAUCAUGGCUUUUCCCUGAGUUUCCAGGCCUUUGGGAGACGCCUGGGCCCUCUCCGUGACUUUGGUACCCGCUCACCUUCCUCAUGGGUCCUGUCCUUCUAGUGCCUUCUCCUGCCCUCUGUAAGGCACCUUCUAGGCCCAGCUGUGGGGCAGACAGCAGUGGCCAGGAAGGAUCUGACCCCUCUGGCCAGGGCACAGCGACAGGUGGGCUGAAAGAUGAGCUACUGAACAUGAUCCUGAGCCCAGGCCGGAGCUGCUCGGUUUCAGCCCCUCCCGGCGUGAGCAUGACUGCGCAGCUUUAUAUAGCACCGCCGAUCCUAUAUAAGAGGGGCUGCUCCGUCACAGGGCAGCAGAGGAGCCGCGGUGGCGCUGGGGGACACUGCAUGCGCUGUCUGAUCCGGGCCGGACACGUCCCUUCCCCGAGCAGUAGGGUCCCCACAAGGUGGGCCCGCCACAGCACCCAGGAUGCCCAGCAGGACCAGCCGCUAUGCCCGGUACAGCCCACGGCAGCGGCGCAGACGGCUGCUGGCAGACCGCAGCGUGCGCUUCCCGAACGACGUCCUGUUCUUAGACCACAUCCGCCAAGGGGACCUGGAACAGGUAGGGCGCUUUAUCCGGGCUCGGAAAGUCGCCCUGGACACCAUCCACCCCUCAGGCCUGGCCGCCCUGCACGAGGCUGUGCUCUCUGGAAACCUGGAGUGUGUGAAGCUGCUGGUCAAAUACGGGGCUGACAUCCACCAGCGGGACGAGACUGGCUGGACGCCCCUGCAUAUCGCCUGCAGCGACGGAUACCCGGACAUAGCCAGGUACCUCAUUUCCCUGGGGGCAGACAGAGAGGCAGCCAACGACGAUGGAGAUCUGCCCUCAGACCUCAUCGACCCAGACUUCAAGGACCUGGUGGAGCUCUUCAAGGGGACCAAGAUGGACUGAGCCCUGUGCUGCCCUCCCAGGGCUCUGGCCCUCCCUAGAGAAGUUGGGUGCCCACCUCCCCCAGGUGCUUGGACCUGCCCCACCAGUAGGGCUGGCAGGCGGCCAGGACCCCCGUACCUGGGCGCAACCCCAUCCCCCACACUUCUGGCCUGGCUUUUUCUCCAGGUGAAUUUUUUAUUGUGACACUUUUUACUUUUUCAAUAAACGUCAUUCCCUAGCCCCUGGUGGUAGCCUGAUUACUGGGGACGGGACCGUCCCAGUUCCCCCGCUUCCGGUGGUCAGCGGGCCCUGCCAUCCAUGCCAGGCUUGGGGGUCCAGGGCACAGCGCCAGCGCAGGAAGCCAGAAUCUCGGGGUUCCCGGCUCUGAGGUCUCCGGCCGC